GUGAAGUGUUCGCCGUGGAUGUGUGAAGCCCCCGGCCGCGUCCCUGCAGCACAACACGCUCGCUCCACUUUCAUUCUGCUUCGGGUCUCGACGUUCACCGAGAAGAGAGUCCGGACGCUUCUGAUGCGGAGAUUCACCGGAGCGGGAGCCCGGCGGUGAGGCGCGCGCACGAUUCAGCACCGUGGACAGCGCGCAUCGCCGCAGUGGAUUCAACCGGUGGCAGCGGCGCGAAGGGAACGUUAGUCGGAUUCUAUUGCCACAAUUUAUCCAUGCAGUCGUGCGCUGCUCGGAAUCACGCGCGCCGCGGAUCACUUGGAGACGUUUUUUCCCUCUGAUGCGCACCGUCUUUGUGGGUGUAAGGAGCGUGUCGGAGCGGUUGUGGAGUAGUGGCAGGCGACUCCUUCCUUAGAGACCCUCCAUUUCCAAGGAUGCUGUUGGGAAAUGCCUGGAGACAGAGAUGAUGAGAUUUGUCAAAAGGCACUUGAACUCCUGUCAGAUCUCUGCUCUAAAGGGGAAGUGCAAAACGAGAACUGCCUGGAUUUUAUCUACUAUUUCCGAGACCUGGCCCGGCCACGCUACACGGACUCAGAUGUGUCGGUGAGCCUCUUGUCGCUGGUGGUCACUGCCUGCGGCCUAGCUCUGUUUGGAGUCUCACUUUUCGUCUCCUGGAAGCUAUGCUGGAUCCCAUGGCGAGAGCGAGGACUCUCCCCCACGACCAAGGAGCCUCAGGGGCACAUCAAUCCCGGCAUGAGCCCUCUGCCAUCGCAGCCUGCACCCCGGCAGCCGGUCUACACCGCGGUGGAUCCCCCUACCCUCAACCGCCGUGAGUCCUCACACUGCUCCAUCCCGAUGGAGCCGACGCCGGUGGCGUCAGUGGUGUCAGUGGAGGCUCCGGUGACGCCGGUGUCGCCCCCGCCUGCGGUCAUGGCCACGCCGGAGGCAGCGAUGAAAAUCAGCCACACGUCUCCUGACAUUCCGCUCGACGCCCAGAACAAAACACGGGAGAACGGGGUUCACACUAAUCCACGGAUGCAAAGACAGACCACGGAGCCCCCGCCCUCAGGCCGCUCCAUGGCUGAAAUUGGACAAGGGUCCAUCCGCCGACAUAUGAAUUUAUCAAACCCAGAUUUCAAUGUGGCUCAGUUCCAAAGGCAGGACUCCCUCACCGGAAUGGGUCUGGGCCUGGGUCGCCUCAAACCCGAGCUCUACAAGCAGCGCUCUCUGGAGGGGGACGAUGGCAGUCGUCGAGGCAGGGGCUGCGGACGCCUCCACUUCGUUCUCAAGUUCGACUGCGACCUGGAACAGUUGAUCGUCAAGAUCCACCGAGCAGAGGACCUCCCGGCUAAAGACUUCUCCGGGACUUCGGAUCCUUACGUCAAGAUCUACCUGCUGCCCGAUCGUAUGACCAAGCACCAGACCAAGGUGCACCGCAAGACACUGAACCCCGUUUUCGAUGAGGUCUUCCUGUUUCCUGUGGCUUACUCGGAGCUUCCCACGAGAAAGCUGCACUUCAGUGUCUACGACUUUGAUCGCUUUUCACGACAUGAUAUUAUUGGCCAAGUGGUGGUGGACAACUUCCUUGAUCUGGCAGACUUCCCUCGGGAGACCAAGCUGUGCCGCGAAAUCCAGUAUGUUUCUACGGACAAUGUGGACCUUGGGGAUCUGAUGUUUUCUCUCUGCUACCUUCCAACCGCGGGAAGACUGACGAUAACAAUGAUAAAGGCUCGCAACCUUAAGGCCAUGGACAUCACCGGUGCCUCAGAUCCAUAUGUGAAGGUGUCGCUCAUGUGCGAAGGUCGCAGGCUGAAGAAGAGGAAGACGUCAACGAAGAGAAACACGCUCAACCCCAUCUACAAUGAAGCGAUUGUGUUUGACGUUCCACCUGAGAACAUCGAGCAGAUCAGCCUUCUGAUCGCAGUGAUGGAUUAUGACCGUGUCGGCCAUAAUGAGGUCAUCGGUGUGUGUCGGGUCGGCAACGAUGCAGACAACCUCGGCAGAGACCACUGGAGCGAAAUGCUCACAUAUCCCAGAAAGCCUGUCGCCCACUGGCAUCCACUUGUUGAGUACCAGGGGACGACAGGAAGUAGCCAGGGAGGAUCCUGUAACUCUUUGAAGACGCCUCCUUCUCCCUAGCCGCGGGCGACUCCUCACAGAAGCACACUGGUCAAUCUCAAGCCUCGGCACGUCCUCCGGACACUGGCUCCUUCUAUAUCGUACACUUACGAUGAAAGGAUUUAAAGAUAAAAACAAAGUAAAUCUGGAGCGCUGCUCAACUGGAUCAGUUGCAUGUUGAAUGAUUGCCAAGUUUUAUUUUCUAAGUUACGUUCUUGAAGAGAAAAAAAAGAAAGCCAGACUGCGACAGACAUUUUACGUCUGUUUAUCUUAGUUUUUACAAUCGUUCCUGUUUUUUACAUUGUCUCGUCGCUUGUUUAUUGAGGUCAGUCUGUAUUUGCACAAUGUACUAACAACCAGUCAAACUGCCAGUUAUUUAUUUAUUUAGUUGUUUUUUUAUUUGGUGGCAAUUUGGUGCAUGAGGUCUUGGCUUGGUGGGAAAUCUCCUCGUCGAUUUGUAUCCGAGUCUACUUUCGGAGUACGGUGUGUCGUUCCGUAUGUUGAUGUGCAGUGACGGUUGAUUUUUCGAGAAAGUAUCUGUGAGCUGUUAA
This is a messenger RNA of Synchiropus splendidus (mandarinfish), 2663 nucleotides long. RefSeq names its product synaptotagmin IXa (gene syt9a). The transcript has 7 exons. The record is from RefSeq and is a predicted model, not a curated record. Gene Ontology annotation, molecular function: SNARE binding; calcium-dependent phospholipid binding; clathrin binding. Lineage: Eukaryota; Metazoa; Chordata; Actinopteri; Syngnathiformes; Callionymidae. Gene Ontology annotation, cellular component: dense core granule; membrane. The coding region runs from base 442 to 2133 and encodes 563 amino acids. Gene Ontology annotation, biological process: regulation of calcium ion-dependent exocytosis; calcium-ion regulated exocytosis; cellular response to calcium ion.